AACAAGAGAACGACUAUGCCAAAAGAGUCAGGUGCAUUGUUGGGACUCAAAGUUGUAGGAGGGAAAAUGACCGAUUUAGGACGACUUGGUGCCUUCAUUACCAAAGUGAAAAAAGGUAGCUUGGCUGAUGUAGUCGGACAUCUCAGAGCAGGUGAUGAAGUUCUAGAAUGGAAUGGCAAACCACUUCCUGGAGCUACAAAUGAAGAAGUUUACAACAUCAUUUUAGAAUCAAAAUCUGAACCUCAAGUUGAAAUCAUUGUUUCUAGGCCUAUUGGUGACAUUCCAAGGAUUCCUGAGACUUCUCAUCCUCCGCUAGAAUCCAGUUCUAGCUCAUUUGAAUCUCAAAAAAUGGAAUGGCCUUCAAUUUCUGUUAUUUCCCCCACAAGUCCUGGAGCCCUAAAGGAUGCACCACAGGUCCUACCUGGGCAGCUUUCUGUUAAACUAUGGUAUGACAAGGUGGGGCAUCAGUUAAUAGUGAAUGUUCUUCAAGCAACAGGUCUGCCACCUAGAAUAGAUGGACGGCCAAGGAAUCCCUAUGUGAAAAUGUAUUUCCUUCCAGACAGAAGUGAUAAGAGUAAACGAAGGACCAAAACAGUAAAGAAAAGCUUAGAACCAAAAUGGAACCAAACGUUUCUCUACUCACAUGUGCACCGUAGAGAUUUUAGGGAACGGAUGUUAGAAAUCACUGUUUGGGAUCAGCCAAGAGUGCAAGAAGAAGAAAGCGAUUUUCUUGGAGAGAUCCUUAUAGAGCUGGAGACAGCCCUUUUAGAUGAUGAACCGCAUUGGUAUAAGUUGCAGACCCAUGAUGAAUCCUCCCUGCCUCUGCCUCAGCCAUCACCUUUCAUGCCAAGGAGACAUGCCCAUGGUGGAGAGAACUCUGGCAAAAAACUGCAAAGGUCUCAGCGAAUCAGUGAUAGUGACAUCUCAGAUUAUGAUGUUGAUGAUGGUAUUGGAGUAGUUCCUUCAGUAGGCUAUAGGUCUAGUACUAGAGAAAGUAAAUCUACAACGUUAACUGUGCCAGAACAGCAAAGAACAACCCAUCAUCGUUCACGAUCUGUAUCUCCUCACCGUGGUGACGAUCAGGGCAGGACCCGUUCUCGUUUACCAAAUGUGCCAUUACAGAGGAGUUUAGAUGAAAUUCAUCAGAUGAGACGAUCACGUUCUCCAACUAGACACCAUGAUGCCUCCCGAAGCCCAAUUGAUCGCAGGUCCAGAGACAUGGAUAAUCAGUAUUUGUCAGACCAAGAAAGUGAGCUUCUUAUGCUGCCCAGGGCAAAACGAGGAAGAAGUGCAGAGUGCCUACAUACCACCAGUGAACUGCAGCCCUCGCUUGACAGGGCUAGGAGUGCUAGUACCACCUGCUUGAGGCCUGAUUCUAGUUUGCAUUCACCAGAACAAGAAAGGGUUCUACUGCCAUGGGUUUCUAGAAGGGGACUUCCAACCCCAAGAAUCAAUGAGCAGCCAGUCAUUUCUAGGGGAAAGCAUCAUGUUCGCUCAAGGUCGAGUGAACAGUCUAGUGUCAAAGUAUUAUGUCCUGUACAUCACCUAGCUGCUGGAGGGUCGGCGCCACCUUCUCCACUUCUGACAAGGAUGCACCAACCAGGAAGCCCCUUGCAGCCGUCUCCAGCAGACACACCCUUCAGCAGCCGUAGGGGGAGGCAGCUUCCACAAGUUCCUAUCAGGAGUGGCAGUACAGAGCAAGCAAAUUUAGUAGUGGAGGAGCGAACAAGACAGAUGAAAAUGAAAAUGCACCGUUAUAAUCAGACAACAGGGUCUGGUUCUAGUCAAGAACUUGAACGUGAGCAAUAUACCAAGUAUAACAUACAAAGAGAUCAGUACAGAAGUUGUGAUAACGUCUCUGCCAAAUCAUCAGAUAGUGAUGUCAGUGAUGUGUCAGCUCUUUCCCGCACCAGCAGUGCCUCUCGCCUCAGCAGCACAAGCCUUAUGUCAGAGCAAUCAGAGCGCCCCAGGGGCAGAAUCAGUACGUUUAAUCCUAAAAUGCAAGGCAGACGGAUGGGGACUUCAGGGAGAAUCAUCACAAAGAGCACAAGUGUGAGUGGAGAGGUGUAUAAGCUGGAGCAUAAUGAUGGGAGUCAAUCAGACACUGCCGUUGGUACGGUUGGAACAGGUGGGAAGAAAAGACGAUCAAGCCUUAGUGCCAAAGUGGUUGCCAUGGUAUCUCGAAGAAGCCGAAGCACAUCGCAGCUUAGCCAAACAGAGACGGGCAACAAGAAACUAAAAAGCACGAUACAGAGGAGCACAGAAACGGGUAUGGCAGCAGAAAUGAGGAGCCGUAUGGUCCGGCAACCAAGUCGCGAAUCAACUGAUGGAAGCAUCAACAGUUACAGUUCAGAGGGGAAUCUAAUAUUUCCUGGAGUUCGACUGGGGGCUGACAGUCAGUUUAGUGAUUUCCUCGAUGGGCUUGGACCUGCCCAACUUGUAGGACGACAGACCUUAGCAACUCCUGCCAUGGGUGAUAUUCAGAUUGGAAUGGUGGAUAAGAAAGGCCAGUUAGAAGUAGAAGUCAUUAGAGCCCGAGGCCUAACACAGAAGCCUGGUUCUAAAUCUACUCCAGCUCCGUAUGUCAAAGUGUACCUGCUGGAAAAUGGAGCUUGUAUAGCCAAGAAGAAGACAAGGAUUGCCCGGAAAACCCUUGAUCCUUUAUACCAGCAGACACUGGUUUUUGAUGAAAGUCCACAUGGGAAAGUUCUUCAGGUGAUAGUCUGGGGAGACUACGGCCGGAUGGAUCACAAGUGUUUCAUGGGAGUUGCACAGAUCUUGCUGGAAGAACUUGAUUUGUCCAGUGUGGUAAUAGGCUGGUAUAAAUUAUUUCCACCUUCCUCCCUGGUGGAUCCAACAUUGACUCCUCUGACUCGCCGGGCUUCUCAGUCAUCUCUGGAAAGUUCAACUGGGCCUCCUUGCAUUCGGUCCUAG
Varanus komodoensis (Komodo dragon) is the source of this 2934-nucleotide messenger RNA. It is a transcript of the gene RIMS1, whose product is annotated as regulating synaptic membrane exocytosis 1. Gene Ontology annotation, molecular function: small GTPase binding; transmembrane transporter binding. Gene Ontology annotation, cellular component: presynaptic membrane; cytoskeleton of presynaptic active zone. The transcript has 23 exons. Gene Ontology annotation, biological process: positive regulation of synaptic transmission; regulation of membrane potential; regulation of synaptic plasticity. Bases 16 to 2934 code for a protein of 972 amino acids. NCBI's taxonomy places the organism in Eukaryota, Metazoa, Chordata, Lepidosauria, Squamata, Varanidae. The record is from RefSeq and is a predicted model, not a curated record.